CUCAUUCACUGUUGACAUCACCUGAUCAUACCAUAAACAAUUACACAUAACUACAAGCCAGAUAGGGUAUUACACCUGUGUUUAAUCCUCAUAUAUAGCUAUAUCUGUUUGUUACACUUGAAAUUAUAUUAUAUACUGAAUUAUUUUACGACAAUGGCACAUAAAGGACCUCCACCACCGUAUCAGUACCAAGGACCACCUCCUGCAGGUUAUGCAUCCAAUACAACAGUAUAUGUCAACCAGCCACCAACAAAAGUUGUACAUACAUCAUCUCCAGGAUUGUUUGGAUCAAUCAUGAAAGAAGUGAACAGUGUAGGCAGAGAGGUAGAAAAAGGUCUGAAUUGGGCAGGUAACCAGAUUGACCAUGCUGUCAAACAGUGUGAGACUGGAAAUAUUCUGCAAACAUUCCAGACAAACAAUGUUGUACAGCUAGUAUCACGUGCCAGCGGACGAUCACUACAGAUUGUGAUGUCACCAACACAACAGUUAGUCAUUGAUGGAUGUGGUGCCGAGGGACCUCAGGCUUUUAACACUUUAUGGACUGUAGUAAAUGAGGGCAAUAACCAAGUUCGUCUCCAUAACAACAAUAACUACAUUGCUGUUGUCAAUGGUUUAACACAGCUAGUUCACAUGCCACCAGGUACAAUGCAUGGAGCAGAAACAAAAAUCCAGUUACAUCAGACCAAUCAGUUUGUUACCAUGGCAUCAUGUAAAACUGUGACACAACAUGUUGGUGUGUUAGAAAAUGGACAACUAAAGUCUGCAUUGGCCACACAUAGAAAUGACACUCAUGCUAUGUUUGGUGUUAGACUGAUUUCUACACCGUAUGCUGGAGCACCUGCUAAAUGAUAAAGAUCUAGGAAUGUCAUCUGAUCAUGUGAUAUAUACAAACUACAUGUACUUUGUAAUCAAGUAAAUACACUUUGAUGUCUGAUGUUUAUCUUGUUAUUUUUAUUGACGUUAAUCAAUAGUUAGGGCAAUUAACCAGUUAUACUCUCUUGCAAAUCAGUGUUCACCAGUUAGUGCCAUAGUUUAUAUGCAACUUUUCUUUUUCAUUCUCAAUUUAACCUCUUACAACAAUAUCUAAUAUGAAAUUGAAGCAUGAUUAAAAUAACACUUAUAUAGCCUGAUAUUUACGAGACUUUCUAUUUAUUUAUGUAGACAUACAAAUAAACAGCAUUAUAUUAUUGGGUUACAUUUCACUUUCCUAGAAAUACUAACUCAUUAUCAUUUUGGAGUAGGUCUUUAUAAAUUAUUGAAUGUUUAUGUAUUGUAGAUUAUUUGACCUGUGAUCUAGUACUUUAUUUUUAUAUAAAUCAUUGACAACUGACAGAAGUGUGAGAUUAAAUAGUGUGUCUUGAUUAAGGGGUACAUAAUGUACAAAAUAUCUUUCAAAUGUUGUAAAAUAUUAUAUAGACAAAGCACUUAUCCCUUUGAUAAGUUACUCCACAAGUAAUGAAGAGCAAUUAAUUGAAAAGAAGACCAAUUAAAUCAAUUAGUUUUUACCAGAUUUUAUUAAUUAUUAUUUAGUUUUUUUGUUGAAUUGUGUCAUAAUACCAUAGAAUUGCUUUUAUUGAAUAAGCACUAUAAUUAUCUCCCCCUGAAUUGAGCAUAUUUGUGCAAACUUUUCUUGUCUGACAAAAAUCACAGAUUUUUUGAUUCAUGAAUAAUCCCAUAAUUGUUGAAUGUAACUAUAUUUUGAUAUACAUACAUACAUCUUUGAUAAGAUCAACUUUCUUUGUCUCCUGGGAUGAAAGUUGUUGAAGUGGGACAUGCAAUCCUGCAGUCUAUUGCUUUUUGCGGAUAUCUGUAGUUUACUGAUAAAAUGACUAACUUUUUACAGUUAACUUUUAAAAGCAGUGUUUGGUAAACAUUUUUUACACAUCAAUAAUUUUGUCAAAUCUCAUGGAUUUUUAUGGAACUUUGUCAGAAGCUUCUUCAUAAUCAUUAGAUAAUUUAGAUCAAAAGUUAGCAUUUUAUUUUUUUUAUCCAUACAAAUUUUACUGAUUAAUGGUUUCCAUUUUUUGCGUUAACAUUUAGAUACAGUCUGGUGUUUUUUUUUUUUUAGACAAAUGUAACUUUGUAAAACAUUCAUAGAAUACAAUAAACUUGGAUAGAAGCUUUUUUUAUGAUUAAGUGAUAUUAAACAAAACCUGUUCAAAUAAAAAAAAUAUUUUCAUUUUUCCUUCAGUUAUUUAAUGAUGGAUUGACUUAACUAAGUUAAGUUUUUGAUUUAAUAUUUACAUUCAGUCUAUGGUGAUGUUUCUUAGAAGUCAAUAACUUUGUCAAAUGAUCAUGGAAUAUAACAAUACUUGGAUAGAAGCUUCUUCAUAAUAAAAAAACAGCAUCAAAGAAAUAUUUUACAAUCUAAAAAAUAAUUCUUUAUUUUACUUACUGAUAAAUGGAGUUAGUUUUUGGCGGUCAGUAUUACACUUUUAAAAUAGCAAUCUCAAGAAAGACCCAGGGAACCCUUUACUUAUCUUUAUUAGAAAAUGUUACCUAUUCUUGAUUAUGUUUUAUUGUUUGAAAUUAUAAACCUUGAAUAUCUGUACAUUUUCUUUCCAAACAUUGUAUACAAUUGAAUAAUGACAUGUUUUUAAAUGAUUUUAUAUUUCACUAUAAUUUAUGUAGUGUUUUAUUGUUAGCAUGGUGUUAUUUUGUUAUGUUCAGUUGUAUUCUUUGUACUUUUGUCAUCUAUAUUUCAAUUAAAAAGUGUUUAUUAUUGUGA
Messenger RNA from Mytilus californianus (California mussel), 2728 nucleotides. RefSeq lists its product as uncharacterized. The record is from RefSeq and is a predicted model, not a curated record. Lineage: Eukaryota; Metazoa; Mollusca; Bivalvia; Mytilida; Mytilidae. Bases 154 to 849 code for a protein of 231 amino acids. The transcript has 8 exons.